This is a messenger RNA of Eremothecium cymbalariae DBVPG#7215, 483 nucleotides long. RefSeq lists its product as uncharacterized. Lineage: Eukaryota; Fungi; Ascomycota; Saccharomycetes; Saccharomycetales; Saccharomycetaceae. The record is from RefSeq and is a predicted model, not a curated record. Bases 1 to 483 code for a protein of 160 amino acids. The transcript has a single exon.
AUGAGCUCGUUUAAAAUGAAGAGGCCUCACUCUGACCCAAAUGAUAUCACGAUUUACAAAAGACAAAAACUCAUAUUGGAUUUGGAAAACCUAUCAAUCAGUGAUGGUCCGCUUAAAAAAGUGAAAUAUUGUGCUCUGGAACCAGCCAAAGAGAGUGAUCCAUCGAACUCGUUGGAUUACCAGCUGAUACCCCAGGCCAUCAAGGGGCAGAUUUGGGAUUUAUUGAGGAAUUUGGAUGAUGAUGAUGAUGAGAGCGCUUCGCAGCAACAGAUAUAUCGCACUAUAUGGGAAAGUGUAUACGGGAGUAAUCUACAGCUGGUGAAAUGGGUCAACUGGGGUGCAUAUUUAUACAAUUCUUGGUUUCUUUGGUAUCAUCAAAAAAUGGCGAUGUCAGAAACGACAGUAAUAGCGUCUGACAUAGAAAUGGAUACGAGCGAUAGUGAGGUUGAUGAAAUGGAAAUCGAUAUGGAAUAUGAAGAUUAA